AUGCUUCACAAAGCUUUGGAAGGUGUGAUAAUGAUGGAGACGUUUCCAAAGACAACCGUUGAUGUUUUUGCAUUGGUGCUUGAAUCUGGAGGCAGUGACCUCCCCGUUGUGAUAUCAUGUGCUAGUCUUGCUCUAGCAGAUGCCGGAAUUAUGACGUAUGACCUCAUCACAGCUGUUUCAGUGGACUAUGCAUGGGUGAGGAGAGGGAUGAUCUUCCCUUUUGUGGAUUACGUUGCCAGGUUCCAGGAACAGUCUGAGCUGCAAGGGUGCAGCCCUGGGGAUUUUCAGAAGGCACUUGAAGAAGCAUUCACUGAGAAGUUGAUGCAUGAUAUUCACAUGGCUGUUGGUAACUCGACUUUUAACGAUUCUUUCUACAGAUGGAUUCAAGAAACCGCGGCCUCAAAUCGGGAUCUUACUAACAAUGCUCCAAGCCAGGAGUUAAUGAGAUACAGAAAUCCCUUAGCCUGUGUAGGAUGUGGAACGGUCAUUUCUUUUUGA
Messenger RNA from Microthlaspi erraticum, 498 nucleotides. NCBI's taxonomy places the organism in Eukaryota, Viridiplantae, Streptophyta, Magnoliopsida, Brassicales, Brassicaceae. The record is from the annotation of a GenBank genome assembly.